Messenger RNA from Auxenochlorella protothecoides, 525 nucleotides. Its product is annotated as Thylakoid lumenal 17.4 kDa protein, chloroplastic. Bases 1 to 525 code for a protein of 174 amino acids. Lineage: Eukaryota; Viridiplantae; Chlorophyta; Trebouxiophyceae; Chlorellales; Chlorellaceae. The record is from RefSeq and is a predicted model, not a curated record. The transcript has 6 exons.
AUGGUGGCCGCCUCCCUGCAAGCAUCGCCUGCGCACGCCGGCUCUAACCAGCGCCUGCCACCCCUCGACUCAGAUCCGCUGCGCUGCGAGAGGGCCUUCACCGGCAAUACCAUUGGCCAGGCCAAUGCGGUGUCUGACAAGAUCCUGGACCUCCGCUUCUGCAGCUUCCCAGGGGCGGAGCUGAAAGGGAAGGUGCUGUCAGGCGCGCUCCUGCUGAACGCUGACCUGUCUGGCGCCCAGAUGCAGGAGGUGGUCAUGUCCAAGGCCUACGCUGUUGGCACAAACUUCAAGGGGGCCGACCUGACCAGCUCCGUUGUGGAUCGGGUGGACUUUGACGGGGCCAACCUUACGGGAACCAAGUUUACCAACGCCGUGAUCACUGGCGCCACCUUCAAGGGAGCCAACCUGGACGGGGCCAGCUUCGAGGACGCCCUGAUCGGCAGUGAGGACGUUCGCCGCCUCUGCGCGGAGCCCAGCCUGACGGGGGACUCUAGGGUCCAGGUGGGUUGCCGCGGCAGCGGGUAA